This is a messenger RNA of Sesamum indicum (sesame), 2503 nucleotides long. Its product is annotated as F-box protein At2g32560. The record is from RefSeq and is a predicted model, not a curated record. Gene Ontology annotation, molecular function: protein binding. Lineage: Eukaryota; Viridiplantae; Streptophyta; Magnoliopsida; Lamiales; Pedaliaceae.
AAAAAAAAAAAAAGGAAAGAAGCAAUUUUUGGUUGUAUUUCUGCAUUUUGUUGCUGCCCAUUUUAUUGUUUUUAAUUUGUAUUGAAGAUCUCAAAGGCAGAGGAUAGUUGAACAGACAGAAAGGGAUUUUCUGUGGGUGUGGGAGGGCUGAGAACCAAGUUGCCUGUGCCUUCCUUCACACCCUUCAGCCCCACAGAGAUUCCCUAUUUUUUUUUUUCUUGAAAAAGAUUUGAAAUUUGUGGGUUUUUUUUUUUUGGAUAUUCACUCAGCACUAGACUUUUCUCGAUUUUAUUCUACAGCUCACUUCAUUGAUUUCCAAGAAUCUGUGUGCAAAGAAAGGGUCUUUGUGUUUGGAAUCCUGAUCUCUUUUCUGACAUCCCUUUUUAGAGUUUUAUAUGUUGGAAGAUCAUGUUAGAUCUGUGCAUGAGGCAACCUCUUGAUUUGGCAUAAUUUUCUAUUGACUCCUUUUCCCCAUUCUUGUUUUGUAAAUGUAAUGUUUUGUACUUGGUUUUUCCAUUGAUUUUCUUCUUGAUUCUUGACUAUUUCCAUUGUGUGCUCAAGCCCAAGAUUUUUGCCAACUUUUUAUUUCAAGAAUCUUGAGACGCGUCUACAGAUAAUCAUAUUCUAAAAUUUCUUGACGAGGCCCACAAUUUGGGUUAGGUGGGCUUCGUCUUAGCCAAUAAAAGCCAUUGAUUUUGAAGAGAUUUGGAAGAUCCCUUUUCCUGAUUUUCUACAAGGGGUUGAAGAAGACAAGGAGAAAGCACAGGAGCUUUUAGUAUUUACUUACAUUUACUGCUCUUGUUGCUUUCCAUUAUUGGUUCCCUGAGCCUUUUUGAUCAGCCCCCUUAACAUUUAAGCAAUAUUAUAUAUAUGCAUAACUGGACUCCCCCCUCUUGUCAAAUGCUUCUCUUCUUGAUCACUUGUUCCUUCUCCUUCCUCCUCUUCUACAAGUCUCUUCCCCUGAAGCCACUUCCCUCUUGGGCUUGUGAGAUGAGAUUGCUUUCUUUCUGCUUCUGGAAAGGUCUUUCUUUUUUCUCCAUCACUAAGUCCAUAAGAAACACUCUCUUAGCUGCAACUUUCUCACUUUUCACUUCAAUAAUGUCACCCAAGAAGAAGAACUCUAGCUCCAAAGUUGAGAGUGUUGAGAUGGUGUCAGAGACUUCUGUGCUUGAUUUGCCUGACCUCGUAUUGGAAUGCAUUCUUGAGAAGCUCCCACCGGAGGGGCUUUGCAAGAUGGCUGGUGUGUGUACCUCUUUGAGGGAUUGGUGCACGAGUGAUCAUUUGUGGGAAAGGCAUAUGAAGAACAAAUGGGGUAGAAUUGUUGGCCCUGCUGCAUACAGGGAAUGGCAGUUUCAUGUUGUUUCAGGAAAAAGUUCAAUCUAUCAAGACAAGCAAAAGGGACUGAUGGGCUAUCUCAUUCAACUGUGGCCCUUUGCAUUGAUUAGAUCUAGUUUUAGCAAUAUUAGCAAGAAGCAGAGUUUUCCUCCAGUUGAUUCAAUAAUGUCUUGGUAUCUUGCUCUUGAGUCUGGCAAGUUCUGGUUCCCUGCCCAGGUCUACAACCGCGAGAAUGGUCAUAUUGGAUUUAUGUUGUCAUGCUAUGACGCUGAGCUCAGCUAUGACCAGAGGACCGACACUUUCCAAGCCAGAUAUCCACCACAUGGAAGAAGAGCUAGUGCAAUUGAGACUGGUGUAACAUGGGAUAGACUAAGAGCUCCUCCUGUUGAUACUUCUCCGCACAAUCUUCAUAUCUCCGAUUGUUUAAAUGAGUUGAAACCUGGUGAUCAGAUUGAAAUCCAAUGGAGAAGAAACAAAGAAUUUCCAUAUGGUUGGUGGUAUGGUGUUGUAGGCCACUUGGAAACAUGUGAUGGGAAUGCAGAUUACUGCCGAUGUCAUGAUAGCGACACUUUGGUGCUGGAGUUCAACCAGUACACGCGCGGUUCCCGUUGGAGAAGAACAACUGUUAGUAGGAAAGACCACAGGGAAGAGGGAAAUGAGGCUGAUGGAUUUUAUGGGGGGAUUCGGAAACUUUGUGGCAAGGAAGAGAUUUCUAUGUGGAAAAAGCUCUGGCCAGCUGAAGCACUGGAAUAGGUCAUACCCCUAAGUUCUCGUUGUAAUUUGAGCAGCAGCUGAUUCAAGAAAGCCAUCUUUCUCUAUCGAAGACUGAAAAUCUCUGCAAGAUUAAUGGCACGGUAUGUUUAGAAGGAGAAAAAGGGCUUAGCUUAGUUGUAGUUUACACGCACAAAACUGGAUUCUUUUGCUUUCUGGAGAAAAUUAGUUCUUGCACCUAGGAAGCAAUUGAUAAGGUUGUAGCAGGUUGUGUAUAUUAUUACCACCUCAUUUGAAUUCUAAGUAGAGAUGUAAGAUAAAAGCAUCGCAUAUGGUAUUUAUCCAGUAGCAUUGUAAGUUGGUUUAGGAUUCUUGUAAUCAAGAUCAAACACUUCCUUCAACAGGUCCCUGGGGGAAUUCAAAUGUUAAUGAAGAAACAGAUAGAAAUCUUAAAAUA